AGGUACCCUGUGCUCGACAGCGACUGAGAAGGGGACUUCCCUCGCUGCUUAUCAAGGAGCAGCUCCUUCCUCCUCCUCCUCCUACGUCUCUGCUCUCAGUGGAGUUCACGUUCGAAGACCGCUUGUCCUUCUCCUCCUUAGCUUCCGUUUCUUCUCUCCCGUCUGGUUCCGUUUCCGCUCCCGCUCCCGCUCCUCCGUUGGUCAUUCAGAGUAAUGAGUGCUGCCGCAGCGCGUAAGGAGGCGACUUCCAUCGCCCCUUAUCAAGGAGCGUCCUCCCCUUCCUCCUCCUCCUCCCCGACUCAGAGUCCCGAUCCCGAUUCCAGGAUCGAUGCCACCUCGGUUACAGUAGAAGUUGCCGGCUCUACCACUCAGCCUAGUAACGUCCACUACUCUCAUCGAUCACCAUGGCUACGAGCUGGUGUGUUGGGCGCCAACGACGGACUUAUAUCCACUUCGUCCCUACUUCUAGGAGUAAGCGCCGUCGAGGACAACCAGUCGUCCAUCGUCUUUGCUGGACUCGCAGCAGUCGUUGCUGGAGCACUCAGCAUGGCGAUUGGAGAGUUCGUAUCUGUGUAUUCUCAGAGAGAUACCGAACAAGCAGACCUGGACAGGGAGAGAAUGGAACACCAGAUGGGCCCAGAAUCCCAAGCGCGGGAGCUGGAGGAGCUCGCACAGAUCUAUGUUAGGCGAGGUCUUCGGUACAGUCUGGCCAAGCAAGUUGCAGUGGAGUUAACACGGGUUGACCCCAUUCGUGCCCACGCCCGUGAUGAGCUGGGCAUUGACUUGGAUGACUUGGCGAACCCGUUUCAGGCAGCUGCUGUGUCAGCCAUUGCCUUUGGAUUAGGGGGUAUCAUACCUCUCCUCAGCUGUGCAUUCAUCUCCAAAUUCAAGGUCCGUACCGCUCUGUUGCUAUGUGUGACAACUGCCGCGUUAUGCGGGCUUGGCACCUUAGGGGCAAAACUCGGUGGGGCAACGAUAUGGCGAGCAGCAUUGAGGGUCACCGUUGGAGGAUGGAUAGCCAUGAGUAUCACCUACGGUGUGCUCAGAGUAUCUGGAACUGCGGUCUAAGGAGGGGCAUGGCUUCUAAACCGCAUCUAGUCGCAUCUGUCGCCCGAGCACACAGUUUACUUGCGUCACCUUUCGUAUUGCUUCAAAUCAGAUCCCAUGAACUUCUAUUUGUCGGAUCGUGAGGACCGAAUCAAGCCUUGCCUGUCCUCAGGGGAAAAUUGAACCUGUUGGACAAGAUCCGAUCACAUUAUUCAGGCGAGUCAAAACAUGUUUCACGCCCCAAAUCUGUCUCACUACCAUUUGCGGAUGCAGACAAGGGAAGUGGUGGAGGUCAUUGAGAAGGACCACAUGCCUCUUGCCUCAAGCAUUGCAGGGCUGGACUACAUCAACUGAAAGUUGAACUUCAUUGCAGUUUCUCCAGUGCAAGCACAAUGAGCAAGACAUGAUGACACAAGGCUCAAAUGAAGACACAAUGAGCAAAUGAAGGCACCAUCAUGCU
This is a messenger RNA of Chara braunii, 1507 nucleotides long. NCBI's taxonomy places the organism in Eukaryota, Viridiplantae, Streptophyta, Charophyceae, Charales, Characeae. The record is from the annotation of a GenBank genome assembly.